Messenger RNA from Prunus avium (sweet cherry), 1983 nucleotides. Its product is annotated as Protein kinase superfamily protein. Gene Ontology annotation, biological process: protein phosphorylation. The record is from RefSeq and is a predicted model, not a curated record. Gene Ontology annotation, molecular function: protein kinase activity; ATP binding. NCBI's taxonomy places the organism in Eukaryota, Viridiplantae, Streptophyta, Magnoliopsida, Rosales, Rosaceae.
AACAACAAUCACAACAAGUACACAAAUAACUCAAACUGCUUCACAUACUCAUUUGCAAACACAAUGGUCCCUUCAGCCCCUGCUAAAAUACUCAUAGGCAUCUCCACAGACCCAAAUGAUAGCCAAGAGUUGCUCUCAUGGGCAAUCAAAGUUCUAUCUCAUCCAAAUGAUACCAUUGUUGCCAUACAUGUUCUUGUUGGGGAGGAGAGGAAGAAGCGCGAUUUAGUGGCGAAAAAGCAAUCACAGCUUCGUCGAGCAAAAGCCUAUGUGAUAUCUGUGCUUGGAGAAUUUGCCAGGGCUUGCCAAUCUAAGCAGGUGAAUUUGGAAGCCAAAGUAGUUUUUAGCUCCAGCAUUGGAAAAGGUCUAAUUGUGGAAACAAAAUCAACUUCAGCAGACUAUCUUCUUCUUUGUGGCGCAAGAAACCAUUCAAUUAGAACUCCAUCCAUUACAAAAUAUUGCUUCAAGCAUGCCCCAGAUAGCUGCUCUCUGGUUUUAUUUGGGAAGUCUAAGCAACCUCAAGAAAAUUCAGAUUCACAUUCUACAGACUCAAAAGAAAACCUUCAACCAAGUCCAAUUCAUAGUGGCAGAACUACAUCCUCUUCUAAAAAGCAAACUGUCCAAGAAACAAGGAAUACAAAUCCUUCACCAAGAACUGUUCUAGGUGAAUUUGAAGCAGAAUCUCAGAGCACAGACGAUUAUAGCGGUAGCUAUGGGGACUCUGCCCUCACAGAGUCUCCUUCUCUGGCUCCUCCCAUGUUCAAGAGCCAAAUAAAAAUAAGGAAGCGAGGAUUGUCACCUUGCAGAAUUAUUACUUCUUUUUUAGGUUCACCAUUCAGAAAAAGAACUGGCAGUUUAUCCAACAACGAAAAGAGGUUACCUUUGUUGAAGUGCUUCAGCUACGGGGAGAUCAUGGCUGCUACAAAUAGCUUCCACCCAGAUAAUAUAGUAGGUCGAGGUGGAUAUUCAGAAGUGUAUAAGGGUGACCUUUCUGAUGGACGAACCAUUGCGGUUAAGAUGUUGGCCAAGGACAGCAAGGAUGCUAACAAGGAAAAAGAGUUCCUCAUGGAAUUGGGUGUAAUUUUACACGUCUGUCAUCCUAAUACAGCUAACUUAGUCGGUUGCUGCAUUGAAAAUGGACUCUACCUGAUUUUCGAUUUCUCUCAAAAUGGAAAUUUGUCAUCUGCUCUGCAUGGGAGAUCUUGCGAGUCACUUUCGUGGCCUAUCAGAUACAAGAUUGCCAUUGGAGUUGCAAGGGGUCUGAAUUAUCUACAUAAAUGUUGCAAGCACCGAAUAAUACAUCGAGACAUAAAAGCCUCAAAUGUCCUUCUAGGACCAGAUUAUGAACCACAGAUUACAGACUUUGGACUAGCAAAGUGGCUUCCUAACAAAUGGACUCACCAUGCUGUGAUUCCGAUUGAGGGUACAUUUGGAUACUUAGCACCAGAGUACUUCAUGCAUGGAAUUGUGGAUGAAAAAAUAGAUGUUUUUGCAUUUGGGGUUCUUCUUCUUGAAAUUGUAACCGGAAGAAAGCCUGUGGAUUCAUCAAAGCAAAACCUUCUCCUCUGGGCAAAGCCUCUUAUGGAAUCAGGGGAAAUAGAAAAACUAGCUGAUCCAAAAAUGGAAGGAAAAUAUGAUGCAGAACAACUGCACAGAGUAGUGCUUACAGCUUCGUGUUGCGUGAGACAAUCCUCGGUAUGGCGUCCGCCAAUGAGUGAGGUGUUGGAGCUUCUAACCCAUGGCCAUAACUCAGAGGUUGCAAAAAGCUGGAUCCCUAAGUUUUCAUCAGAUGAGUUGGAUGAUUACUCCAUGGUUUUUGGAUAUGAUGUUCCAGUAGAUAUUGAUUUGGAGGCCUACUUAUGAGUAUUAGACCCUUGUUUUUAUUUAUUUAUUUUCUGCAUUAUGAUUUUAGGUUUAAUUACUUGUGAAAAAAGAGAGGUCCAGUUGACUGUGUAAAACAUAAAAUUAAAAAAAAAUUAAAAAAAA